Molecule: messenger RNA, 2213 nt
Organism: Geodia barretti
Lineage: Eukaryota; Metazoa; Porifera; Demospongiae; Tetractinellida; Geodiidae
Source: the annotation of a GenBank genome assembly
CAUUAGCAUAAUGCAGCAUGGUUUCUAUACUCCUCAGUGUGUCCUAUGGACAGCACAAAACUCUCUCUACUAGUCAGGAAUCUGGCCGUGGCAGAAGAAGUAGGAGAACUACUCGAUUCACUGUCGAUACGGCUGCAGAAACUGGCCAGCGCUCUGGGGACAUUUGAGGUGGAUCCAAACGGGUGCCCUGCUAAGAUUAAGCUGGGCAAGCGGGGGGAGCAUGAGAAGGAAUGUGGAUAUGCUCCAGUCUACUGCCCCAACAGCUCAGUCUGUGGAAAGAUGCUGCGCUCUGAGUUGGAUGAACAUAGGAAGACAUGUCAGUACCAGCGAUGCCCUCACUACAAGUACAACUGUCGGUUUCAAGGAACUCCUGAAGAAAUAGAGGGUCAUCUCAACACUUGCAAAUAUGAGGGAGUCAAGCGUGAUGCAACGCAGCACGGCACGACAGGGGGAAUGCGACAUUAUUGUGAACCCAGCGUAACUCUCUCUCUCUCAAUUCCUUUUGUGGUGUUGUUCUGACUGUUGGUGCAGGGUUUCCUGCAGCAGGUGGAGGGAGAGGUGAAGAUGUUGAGGGGGAGCUGGAGAAGAGAGACAGCACCGUUCACACUCUCUCCUCCUCUCUGGCCACUCUCACCUCUCGACUGGAGGAUGUAGAGAAAUCCUCGUCCGUUGAAUCAGGCAGAUUUGAGUAUCUUGAGAAGCAGCAGUCAGAGCUCAGCACCGAGUUGUCUCUCACCAAGAAAAGCCUCUCCAUCAUGAUGAGGGAGUUGAAGGUGUUCAGACAACAGAUGGGAGUAACUGGACUGAUGGACCAGCAGCAUCUCUACAAGUGCCAGGGGACCUUUGUCGGCCACAAGGGUCCAGUGUGGGCACUGGCCAAGUUGAAUGACAUGAUCUUCAGCGCCUCAGCUGACUGCACCAUCAAGGUCUGGGACCUGAGUGCCACAUAUGCUGGACCUCGGACUCUGACUGGUCACGCUGACAUUGUCCUCGCUCUCUUUGUUCACAAUGAGACCCUGUUCAGUGGUUCCAACGACCUGACGGUAAAGGUUUGGAAUCUGGACACCUUCAAGAUCGACGUCUCGUUCCAGGCUCACGACGACCCAGUCUGCACCCUGUCAGCCAGCGAUACCUACCUUCUCAGUGGCUCCCUCAAGAGCAUCAAGGUGUGGGACAGGAAGAGCUAUUCUCUGGUGAAGACUCUGCCGACUCAGAACCACUGGGUGCGGAGCCUCCAGGUCUCAGGGAAAUACCUCUACUCCGGUUCCUACCAGGCAGUCAAGGUGUGGAGUCUUGAGAGUUUGGAGGUGGCUCAUGUCCUGAAGUGCAAGGGAGCAAGUGUCUAUUCUCUUGCCAUCACCAACAAGGAUAUCAUCUGUGGGACUUACGAAAACACCAUACAGGUGUGGGAUGUGCGGACUCUGCAAGAGAAAGGCACAUUGACAGGACACACUGGGGCUGUGUAUGCACUGGCAGUUCUGAACACGCCUGGUAGAGAGAGACUGUUCAGUGCCUGCUAUGACAAGACAAUCAGAGUGUGGAACCUGGAGCUGAUGAUGUGUGCCCAGACCCUAGUCCGCCACGAGGGCAGUGUGACGUGUCUCCUGGCCUCAGGUGGCCGCAUCUUCUCAGGAGCCAUCGACAACAUGAUCAAGUUGUGGCAGUGACGUAAAGACCCUCCAAUUUGUAUACAAGACCAAGCAAACUGCUUUAGCAUUUUCAUUUUCACAAAUACCAUUUCUCAAUCUUUUUUCACCUGCAUUACAAGUAUGACAUUGUACUAAUCAAUAAAAUUAAUGAUGACUUAAUAUCAAGACUCCAUAAAUCCUAUUGCAGCACUUUAAUGAUAUUCAUGGAUGAAAGUCACCACAACUAGUAUAAUGUAGUCAAUACAAGGAGAUGCCAGUAGGGAAGACAUACUUUCCAUCUUCAGUCCGCCGCUUUCUCUUCUUAUGCAGAGAUUCAGACACCUUUUCGACCCGCUGCAUGGGACAUGCUUUCUCUGUUCACCCCAGAUGGACCUCACUUCCUCCUUCAGAGAAGUGCACUCCUAUAGAGUGUGUCUGUUGCCUACAUAUAUAGGAGCUGCUCGAUGAUUUGGAUUAUCUCCUCGACUCCCCUGGUUCUCCGCCAGCAGUGCUUCAGGAGCUCCUCUCUGGUGAUCGCCUUCCUCGCAACUUCUCCCAAGGGUUGGAGAUCCCUGACGCCGCCAG